Messenger RNA from Prunus persica (peach), 3185 nucleotides. Its product is annotated as probable LRR receptor-like serine/threonine-protein kinase At3g47570. The coding region runs from base 1 to 3030 and encodes 1009 amino acids. The transcript has 2 exons. Gene Ontology annotation, molecular function: protein kinase activity; ATP binding; protein binding. The record is from RefSeq and is a predicted model, not a curated record. Gene Ontology annotation, biological process: protein phosphorylation. NCBI's taxonomy places the organism in Eukaryota, Viridiplantae, Streptophyta, Magnoliopsida, Rosales, Rosaceae. Gene Ontology annotation, cellular component: plasma membrane.
AUGGUUUCCCAAUUCCAUCUAUUGCCUCAAACAUUUGCCAUAACAUUCUAUGUUCUUGUAUGCAUAUUUGUGAGCGUUGAGGCAGCCAUUACAAGCAUUGCCACGGACAAGGCGGCUUUGAUCUCAUUCAAGUCAGGGGUCAGUCUCCCUCCAUCUUAUUGGGACCAAAACUCAUCUCCAUGCACCAACUGGACUGGAGUUGUUUGCAACAAACUUGGCAACAGAGUUGUUGCUCUUCAUCUUUCCGGCUUGGGACUUACAGGCUCCAUAAGCCCUCACAUCGGUAACCUCUCCUUCCUCCGUUCCCUUCACCUUCAAAACAACAAAUUAACAGGAAACAUUCCCUCUCAAAUUCUCCACCUUUUCCGCUUGAAAUCUCUAAACUUGAGCUCCAACACCAUUCAAGGUCCACUGCCAUCAAACAUGACCCAACUUAUUGCGCUCCAAACACUUGACUUGGCCUCAAAUAACAUCACAGGAACUCUUCCUGAAAAUCUCAGUCGCUUGAAAAAUCUUCAAGUCUUGAAUUUGGCACGAAACAAUCUUCAUGGUACAAUCCCAUCUUCCAUAAGCAACCUCUCAUCCACCCUCACACAUUUGAACUUGGGCACAAAUAGUCUCAGUGGUAGGAUACCGAGUGAAUUGGGUUUCCUUUAUAAACUCGAGGAACUUGAUCUUGCUGUUAACCAACUCACUGGGACUGUUGCCCUUUCCAUAUACAACAUCUCUUCUCUAGUUUUAUUCACCGUAGCUUCAAACCAACUAUGGGGUGAGAUUCCAAGCAAUAUUGGUCACACACUUCCAAAUCUUCUAUACUUCAGAAAUUGUAUCAAUCAAUUCAGGGGAAAAAUUCCUGCUUCUUUGCACAAUAUCUCCGGUAUUCGAUCAAUUCGCUUGGCCAACAACUUGUUUGAAGGAUCAGUUCCACCAGGCCUUGGAAAUUUGCAGUUCCUUGAAAUGUACAACAUUGGUUUCAAUCAGAUCGUUAGCUACGGCGACGAUGGUCUCAGUUUCCUCACUUCCUUGACAAACAACACCCGUCUCCAAUUCCUUGCCAUUGAUGAUAAUCAUUUGGAGGGUGUAAUUCCAGAGUCCAUUGGCAAUCUCUCUGGAGUUAUCAAAAAGCUGUACAUGGGAGGGAACCAUAUUUACGGACACAUACCCUCCUCAAUUGGUCACCUCAGUAGCUUGACUUUGCUUAAUGUAAGCUACAAUUUGAUCUCUGGUGAAAUCCCACCUGAAAUAGGCCAGCUGAAAGAUUUGCAAAUGCUUGGUUUAGCAGCAAACAAAAUGUCUGGCCAUAUUCCAAACUCCUUAGGUAAUCUCAGAAUGUUGAACAACAUUGAUUUAUCCGGAAAUUACUUUGUUGGCAAUAUACCCUCUUCUUUUCCCAACUUUCAGAAGUUGCUUUCCAUGGACUUAUCCAACAACUUGCUCAAUGGAAGCAUUUCUAGAGAAAUAUUUCUAAGCCUCCCAAGUUUGAGCACCAUUCUGAAUUUGUCUAACAACUUUCUGAGUGGACCUUUGCCUGAAGAAAUUGGGCUCCUAGGAAAUGUGGUCACUAUAGACCUCUCCGACAACCGCUUCUCUGGAUCCAUUCCCAGCUCAAUCGGAAAGUGUUCAAGCUUGGUGGGAUUGUUCAUGGUCAGAAAUACACUUUCUGGUCCUCUUCCUAAUGCUCUUGGAGAAAUGAAAGGUCUUGAGAUUCUAGACCUGUCCUCAAACCAGCUUUCUGGGUCCAUUCCUGAUAAACUUAAAGACCUACGAGUUCUGCGCUACUUGAACCUCUCCUUUAAUCUCUUAGAAGGAGUAAUUCCUAAUGGUGGAAUAUUUGUUAAAAAUAUCUCUAGUGUCCAUCUUGAAGGCAACCCAAAGCUCUGCCUACAUGUUCCUUGCGUGGAGAGUGCUGCAAGUAGUCAUAGGAGAAAAGUACUGGUCCCAGUUACAAUAAUAUUGGGAAUAUUGGCAGUAUGCACUAUGGGUGGUUGUUUGCUCUAUGUUAGGAAAAGCAAAGCAAGAGUUGCAGCAACUUCUGAUUUAGUAGUAAAAGGGCAGCAUCGAAUGGUCACAUAUGAAGAGCUCCGUGGGGCAACCGGAAAUUUCAACCAGGAGAAUUUGAUUGGAAGUGGGAGCUUUGGGUCUGUGUACAAAGGGUGUCUACGAGAAGGAAUUGAAGUUGCACUGAAGGUGCUUGAUAUAAGAAAGACAGCAUCCUUGAAGAGUUUUUUGGCAGAGUGUGAGGCACUGAGGAGCACAAGGCACCGAAAUCUUGUUAAACUGAUCACAUCAUGUUCCAGCUUGGACGUUAGGAACAUGGAGUUUCUGGCUUUGGUUUAUGAGUAUCUGAGUAAUGGGAGCUUGGAAGAUUGGAUUAAGGGUAAGAGAAAGAACGCAAAUGGAGAUGGAUUGAACAUUGUGGACAGACUCAAUGUGGCCAUUGAUGUUGCUUGUGGGUUGGAUUAUCUGCAUCAUGAUUGCGAAGUUGCAGUGGCACACUGUGAUUUAAAGCCCAGCAACAUUCUUCUGGACAGAGAUAUGACUGCGAAAAUUGGAGAUUUUGGGCUGGCCAAGUUGCUGAUAGAAAGAACUGGCAAUAACGAUCUCAGCUCCACAAAUGUCCUAAAGGGAUCCGUAGGAUAUAUGCCCCCAGAGUAUGGUUUUGGACAAAAACCAUCGACAGCCGGAGAUGCAUACAGUUUCGGAGUGGUGCUGUUGGAGCUGUUUACUGGAAAAAGCCCAACCCAUGAAAAUUUCACAGGAGAUCAAAACCUUAUCAGAUGGGUGCAAUCAGCCUUCCCUGAAAACAUUGUACAAGUACUAGACUCUGAGCUGCUACACCUCAUGCAGCAUCUGCCUAAUGAGGGCCCAAUUAAUAUCAUCCCCGAAGCAGAACGUAAUUGCCUGAUCUCAAUUAUGGAGGUUGGGAUCUCUUGCACUUGUGCUUCGCCUGAUGGACGCAUUGGCUUGAGGGAUGCCCUUCGCAAACUGGAAACUGCUAGACGAACCCUUUUCAAACAUACUCAUGUCUGAAAGUGCCACUUAUUAAUUUCAUAAUUCAACGUCUAAUAACCGGCUUGCAACUCAAGUGGUUAGAGCAACAUGUACUCCUAUAGCCGAGGUCAUUUGUUUGAUUCCCUCUUCCUUAUUUAUUGCUUGUAUCAAAGAAAACAUUUACGUUCUGAUAA